UUCUUACUAUUUUUCCCCCUGAGCCCAAAGUUUGAUGCCGCAGCUUUCCUUCUGUUUCGUUAUAGUACGCUGAGAGUGAAGAUGGCGGCCGGCUCGAAACGCAGUCCGCCUCCUUUUCCCGACUCAGAGGAUCAGGACCCGGAGCCUGAGUUAGACGAGGAUGAAGACAGCGAUGAAGGAGCGGACAUUUUCACAGGCAGCGUUCUGUCUCACACACCAGUGGAUCCUCUUGUUCACGUGAGCACCAGCGAGCCUCCUAAAGAUGUUUUCAGCGAAGCCCUAGAAGAUCCCUUAAAAGACUGGAACAAGCAGAACAGCAAGCCUGAGCAGUCAGCGAGUGAUGUUAAAGGUGCGGAGGUCAACCUGUUUGCUGAUCCUUUAGGUGAUUUUGGAUCUCAAGAGGUGCCUGAUAAAAACAGCGCACCUUUACCGAACCUCAGUGAAGCACCUCCAAAGAGCACCAUUGCCAAGAGUUCAGCAGCACAAGGUGGUCCUAAUAGUGAGGUAUUUGGUGCAUCUCAGAAUGACAUCAAAAGAUCGGAGGACAUUUUUGAAGAGCCACCAAAAGAUGGUACAUAUAAAACAUCACCCAAACCUGUAGGUGGUGCUUCAGCCAUUAAGAAAGAACCGAACACCGACCUGUUUGGAGACGAUGAUGAUGAUGGCGACCUGUUUGAGGAACCUCUGCAAGCUGCGGUGAAGAAACCUAAUGCAAAGGAAACCAGUAAAGGCCGUUCUGACCAGUCUAACAAUGCCAAUACUGACCUUUUUACUGAGGAGGUCAUCAAAGUCCCACCACCUGGUUCUGCUGCUGCCGCUAAACCUGGCACAGACUCCGGGUCCAAAACAAAUGGACUACACUCAGAUGAGGAUGAUCUGUUUACAGAGGCCACUGUUGAGCUGUCUCUGGACAGUCCUUGUAAUGACCGCAGGAAGAGAGAUACAUCGAAGGCCUCAGCACCAGUUUCCUCUCUCUUGGCUUCAGCGAGUGUCCCAAAACCUCAAACUAAAACACUAGAAGAGCUGGAGGAGGAGGAGGAGAAGGAGGACAAAUUUGAUUUGAACAUUUCAGUUACAAACCCAGAGAAAGUGGGUGAUGGUAUGAAUGCAUACAUGGCCUACAGAGUCUCUACACAGACGACGUUGCCCAUGUUCCGCACUAAGCAGUUCACAGUGCGCAGGCGCUUCAGUGAUUUUCUGGGUCUCUAUGAGAAACUCUCAGAAAAACAUUCACAGAAUGGACACAUCGUGCCUCCGCCACCAGAAAAGAGCAUUCUGGGAAUGACCAAAGUGAAGGUGGGAAAAGAAGACCAGUCGUCGGCUGAGUUUGUUGAAAGGAGGAGAGCUGCUCUAGAAAGGUACCUCCAGAGACUUGUGUCUCACCCAUCUCUGCUGCAAGACCCAGAUGUGAGAGAGUUUUUAGAGAAAGAGGAGUUACCCAGGGCAUUUAGUACCCAGGCACUGAGUGGAGCUGGAUUCCUUAAGAUGAUCAACAAGGCCACUGACGCCGUCAGCAAGAUGACCAUUAAAAUGAACGAAUCAGACGCUUGGUUUGAAGACAAGCUGCAGGAGGUGGAGAAUGAGGACCAACAGCUGAGGAAGCUGCACAUCAUGGUGGAGAACCUUGUUAACCACAGAAAGGAAUUGUCUAUGAAUACAGCAGUGUUUGCAAAAAGCGUGGCAAUGCUAGGCAGUUCAGAGGAUAACACUGCACUCUCCCGAGCCCUCUCCCAGCUAGCUGAAGUGGAGGACCGCAUUGAACAGCUUCAUCAGGACCAGGCUUCCAAUGACUUCUUCACCUUUGCCGAGCUUCUUGCCGACUACAUCCGCUUGCUUGGAGCAGUCAGGGCCUGCUUUGAUCAACGGAUGAAGGCAUGGCAGCGCUGGCAGGAUGCUGAGAACAUGCUUCAGAAGAAACGAGAGACUGAGGCCAAGCUGCUGUGGGCUAACAAACCAGACAAACUUCAGCAAGCCAAGGAUGAGAUCACUGAGUGGGAGUCUAAGGUCAGUCAGUAUGAGAGGGACUUUGAGAGAGUAUCUGCCACCGUACGAAAGGAAGUCCUCAGGUUUGAGAAAGAGAAGGCUCGGGAUUUCAAGAAACAAGUUGUCAGAUAUCUAGAGUCUCUGUUAAAUUCACAGCAACAGCUGAUCAAGUACUGGGAGGCAUUCUUGCCAGAGGCAAAAGCAAUUGCAUGAUGGUGGUGUACAAAUACACACACACACACACACACACACACACACACACAUGCAUACACAGGCCUGCUUAAGACUGAGUCUGCCUUUUCUAUACACUUUACCUCUUGCCUAUAAACCAAGAGAUGUAAUGCAAAGGGAAAGAGAGAAGCAAUCAGUAUAUUUUCUUUUUUCAUUAAUCAACAGAAGCUUAUACUCUUUGAUUUAACUAUUCUGUUCAAUUUUGUAUUCUUUUUUUCCAUGCAACAGCCGUCUUUUCUUAUUCGCUGAGCUAGUUUUAGGAUGUGUGGAUGCACGGUGAUGGGACAGGGGCAGACUGACGUUUAUUUUGUGCAACAAAAAAAAGUAUAGAUAGUGUUCAGAAAUAGGUGCCAUUAGUGUGAAUAGUGUUCACACCACCUAUGUGAAGAUGAGGUCAUGUUGGACACUGAGAUUUAGCACAUCAGCAGUGCUAAUAGUUUACAAUAGUGGGCCCUCCUCCUCCUCCAAACAUAAGAUAUCACUUUCUCCGCUCCCUCAAGUUUGGAUUGUCUUCUGUCCAAGCUCUCCCUCCCUCUGCACCUGCUCCUUCUCUAUUCCACUCUCUCUUGUGCACGGUGAACUCAGGCUAGUCCUAGAUGUGUACCGAUGACUAAGUGGAGCUUGUUUCAAGUAUGGAAACUGGAGCAUUGAGAGUUUCUGCUCCGUGUUCAUUGUUUAGAUUGAAAUAAUUCAACAUCUUAACUGCAUACUGGAUGAGUUAGGGAAGCUCCAUUGUUUAAUGGUACAAGAAAUAGUGAGCUUAAAACAAUACAUUUUAACCAACAUAUGCAUCCAUGAAAAGCUAGAUGCAGAAUGAUUCAUUUCUUUGGUGGUGAUUGUCAUUUGGAGGUAGAGGUGCAACACUGGUUGAUGCACCUUCGUCAAAGGUGAAUGGAGACAAAAGACCGUAGCAGGCACUUUUUUUGUUAAUUUACAUGGAUUCAGUUUUUUUUUUUUUCAGGCAAUAAAACAACGUACUGAAAUCCUACGUCCAUAUCCGAUGGCUCUUACCUGUUCACACAGGCCACAUUCCGCACUUUGGCCACACUUGGAAGUAGAGAGGUCAUGUGUUUGUCUUUAAAAGAAGUUCAGAAAGAAAUUGCAUUUAUAUAUUGUGUAAUUAAAUACAGACUGGUUAAGCACUUACUCUGCCAACCAAUGUUACUCUAAAAACGUUGCCUGUGAGUCAUUCUUUAAGUGUGUUUUUCUAAAGUGGUGUCUGUUUUGUGCUACACGUUAUAUGUCAGAGCCAAUCUUAGCCCUGAAAUCAACAGCAUUAAGGCAGUGUUACCAUACAAUGAUUUUGUUCGAACAUAUAUACACACACACCCCUCUUAACAUUUAAAAUUUUUUGUAUAGUUUAAUCCAUCAUGCACUUAUAACGUUAGGUUUUUUUUUUUCCUACCAAAAGUGAUAAUCAUGUUAUGUGAUUUGGUCGAAUAAAUAUCUUUGUGGUGGUUGACAGUCAGUUUUUCUCCGAUAUGCUGCUGAGCUAACAGAGGAUGUUGUAUUUGAUAAGGAUUAUCUGCAUAUCAUUCCACCCUUUAAUAAAUAAUAAAGGCAGUUGGGAUUUGUCUUUUUUUCCCCUUUCGGAUUGUAAUGUCUGACAUGCAGGCAGGACCCUGCGAGUGAGAAUCAAACGGUCGUGCUUGCUUGUCUGACGCAUUAGUCUUUUGAACUGCCAUAAAUGUUUGUAAAGGUUUAUUUGUUAGUCUGUAUUUUUUUAAUCUUUCAGUCAAGCCGGUAGAUAUUGCUUAUGCACACCUUCUGUUCAUAAACACAAUAAAGAUAGUUUUAAAGAAUAA
Tachysurus vachellii is the source of this 4019-nucleotide messenger RNA. RefSeq names its product sorting nexin 1a (gene snx1a). NCBI's taxonomy places the organism in Eukaryota, Metazoa, Chordata, Actinopteri, Siluriformes, Bagridae. Gene Ontology annotation, molecular function: phosphatidylinositol binding. The coding region runs from base 82 to 2196 and encodes 704 amino acids. Gene Ontology annotation, cellular component: endosome; endosome membrane. The transcript is spliced from 15 exons. The record is from RefSeq and is a predicted model, not a curated record. Gene Ontology annotation, biological process: early endosome to Golgi transport; intracellular protein transport.